Molecule: messenger RNA, 831 nt
Organism: Sphenostylis stenocarpa
Lineage: Eukaryota; Viridiplantae; Streptophyta; Magnoliopsida; Fabales; Fabaceae
Source: the annotation of a GenBank genome assembly
AUGGGGAUGGUGGUGGAGGUGACUUGUAGUAGUAUGGAGGUGGCGGUGAGGGGGAUGGUGGAGGAGGUGAUUUGUAGUAGUAGGGAGGUGGUGGUGAUGGAUCUGGUGGUGGAGGGGAUUUGUAAUAGUAGGGUGGUGGCGGUGAUGGAGAUGGUGGUGGAGGAGAUUUGUAGUAGUAAGGAGGUGGUGGUGAUGGAGAUGGUGGAGGGGGAGACUUGUAGUAGUAAGGAGGUGGUGGUGAUGGGGAUGGUGGAGGAGGUGACUUGUAGUAGUAGGGAGGUGGUGGUGAUGGAUCUGGUGGAGGAGGUGAUUUGUAGUAGUAUGGUGGUGGUGGUGAUGGGGAUGGUGGAGGAGGUGACUUGUAGUAGUAGGGAGGUGGUGGUGAUGGGGAUGGUGGAGGAGGUGACUUGUAGUAGUAGGGAGGUGGUGGUGAUGGAGAUGGUGGAGGUGGAGAGUUAUAAUAGUAAGGUGGAGGAGGGGAUGGGGAAGGAGGAGGGGGGCUCUUGUAAUAGUAAGGAGGAUAGUAUGGAUCCUUGGGUGGAGGAGGUGGAGAUUUAUAGUAAUAGGGUGGAGGUGGAGAUGGUGAUGGUGGUGGAGGAGAUUUAUAGUAAUAGGGAGGAGGAGGAGAUGGUGAUGGUGGAGGGGGGCUCUUGUAGUAGUAUGUUGGUGAUGGUGGAGGUGGUGACUUAUAGUAAUAAGGAGGGUAUGGGUGUGGUGAGGGUGAAGGUGGUGGGGGUGAGUUGUAGUAAUAUGGUUUGUGAUAAGGAGUGUGUGAAUGUUUGUGCUCUUCACAAUCGUAUGGCUUUUCAGGAGCAUAUGCAAAUGGCUUAG